AUGGCUGCCAUGAUACCCACAGCUCCAUUGCGCGUGCGCGCGGCUGCUACCGUUAUCUGCAUUCGCUCGAAAGAGGGAAUCAACGCAGCGAUUAGCCUGGAGGAAGCCACGCGCAACGAAGCCCCCGUGGCGGAGUUGGGAAGCGACGCCUCGGCGCGGAUCCAGAUUUUGUUCGGCGAGAAACGACGGGCGUUUUUCCACUCCAACUGGGAAGUGCUCAUGGGUCAGGGCGAAGUGCAAAACUGGAUGCGAAGUCGACCGGACAAAGAGGUGCCGAUGCGCUACCCGGGUGAGUGGAAGUUCGCCGGCGGCGUGGUAGACGCCGACGAGACUCCGCUCCAAGCGGCGAUGCGCGAAUUGGAGGAGGAGUUUCAGGUGCCAACAGCACUCACUGAGGCUACCUGCAGACUUCGAUUGCUCAGCGUGAAGCAGACAAGGCCAAUUCGGAAUGUCUCCAACAUCAUGUUCAACUAUGUGGCUGCUGCGGAUGAAAAUCCUUGGUUGCAACAACUUGACUUGGAGGAGGUGAACUCCACUCUGGCCAAGCGAAGGCAGAGCUUUGCUGAGGCCUUGCAAGGAGGCAACUUCUACACACUGGGCAAAGAGCAGCAAGAAAGCCUGGCUCCAGAAAUUCAUGAGAUUGCAGUUGCACAGAAUCAAAGUUUGGAGUUGCGAGUCGCGAAGGCUUUGGGUAGCAAGGGCUACCAGAAAGUUCGAGUGUCUGUGAUUGCUGGCAGCCAAGAUGAUGCAGCGGAUUUCCCAUUUUCUUACAGGGAGGCCUUCAAGUACCGCUGGACCCGGAAUUUUCUCCUCAGCUCUUUGGUCGAGCUGAAGCCUGGUGCGAAUGUCUUGCAGAUCCAGGGACAGCAGGUGGUGAUCGAUCUCCCACCUGAGGAUCGUGGCAUUCGUGGCGUUUUCUGGGCUGAUCCCUGCUUCUCCAGUCGCUACGUGGUCUGUACCUUUGGCAAAGCAUUCCAGACCCUGGACAGAUCAACGACGCUGCUGAACGCUGCGUUCGAGGACAGAUCUAUGGACCUCUUCGGACUGCUCGGGGACAAUCUCUACGAUCAAGGCGGUGAACUGACCCAGGACUUCUUCAGCCGCGUGUCGCUGAAUGUGAAACGUCGCUUCUGGCUGAUGGUCAACGGCAAUCACGACAAUUGGGUUUGCGGUUUCCCAAUGUGUGGCAGACCCCAAGAUGACUUCGGGAUUGGACAGAUGCAGUACUAUCCGAUGGAUUCAAUUGCUUCACAAGACAACCAGGUCUUUUCAUUCGAUAUUGAUCCUGAUCAACAUCGCCAGUGGAAUCGGUUUUUGAAUAAUGCCAGCAACUUUCUUUUCUACCACAAGCUUGGCAACGUUGGUUUCUUGGGAUAUACUGGAGCAGCUGAAUUUGAUGAAACCCUGCCACAUUUGCAAGCAGCUUGCGCAUACUUUGCAGAAGCGCAACCAGAGGUCAUUUUCCUGCUGGGGCACUGGAAUCACGAAGGUUUGGGCUGCAGCAAGCGGAUGUCUGUGCCGGAGAUCCGUGCUGCCCUCCUCCAGAUUCCCGGUUGCUCCGGCUUCGGCAGGCGUUUGAAAUACAUGGAUGGUCACAAACAUUGUAACUACAUCCAGGCGAAGGAUGAGGAGAGCAAUUAUGGUUUCAUGAUCGGUGGACACGGCAUGGCAGAUGUGAUGUGUGCACCACAGUAUGGUUUUGCCUACUUGGACACCACCAAUGAUCGGAUUCGCUUGUUCUACUUCGAAGUUAGUCACAGUGGAAUUGGAGGCCUGCUGGUGGGCACCGCUUUGGGUGUGCCACUUGGAGCUCUGCUGGGAGCCCUUCUGGGCAAGUGCAUCAGUGGCAUGAGUGCUGCAUGCCGCAAUCCUGGCAGCCGGCGGAAGUCUUUGGCAAUGCUGAGCUGUGGUGUACUGGGAGCUUUGCUCGGAGGAAUUGCGGGCUACUUGCUGGGGGUAUACUACUUGAGCCCGAUCUUCCCUUCUCAGGAUCGGUACCAUGACAUCUUGGGAUGUGUGCAAGCCAACGGUGGGCUUCACGGCUGCACUUACCUUGCACAGCAAUGGUUGAAUGAAGCUGUGGAGCCCUCCGAGCGGCUUUGGAUGUAA
Cladocopium goreaui is the source of this 2109-nucleotide messenger RNA. NCBI's taxonomy places the organism in Eukaryota, Dinophyceae, Suessiales, Symbiodiniaceae. The record is from the annotation of a GenBank genome assembly.